This is a messenger RNA of Amoebophrya sp. A120, 1689 nucleotides long. The record is from the annotation of a GenBank genome assembly. NCBI's taxonomy places the organism in Eukaryota, Dinophyceae, Syndiniales, Amoebophryaceae.
CAGACGGUGGCGGGACUGCACCUGGAGAUCAUGCUGCUGGCUCUUCCUCAGCAGGAGGCCCCGAAACAUCCGCCGGGAUCAUGCCAGCCACCGGGAACUAUAACCAGACCGGCAGUAGCAACUCGACCGGAAAGACGAAAGCUGGCGCCGCCAACAGCAGCGGGUCGGCCAGUGCAGCUGGUGAACAAAAUAGACGAAAAACUGCUGCCGGUUCUCCAGGAACAACUUCAGGUAGUACUGGUUCCCCGUCGCAGCUGCCCCGCUGCACGACGUCGAGUAUUCAAAGACUCCUGGAACGGCACACCCAGCCUGAGCACCUCGUCUCCCCCACCUCGUUCUUGCAAAUGUGGGUUUUUGGAGUCGAUUUCCCAAAAGUGGACCUCCACUGGUACAUGUCACCGGAAAUAAACAGUAGUUCUACGAAAGGACCACCUGCCGGCAUGAGGAUGGAUGACAAGCAAGGCAAAGCUUCAGGCGAUUUGAACGCCUUACGGAACAACGGUAACCUCCGUGGCGGGGGGACCACAAGUGGUGUUCCUGCCGCACAACAAAACCAGCCUGGGCAACAGCAGCACCGGUCCGACCCAUCCACCAACCCGGAGAACAACAACAACAACAAAAACAAACGGGAGCUGCGCAUCCAGAUUCGCCAGACCCCCGCCUACCGGACCGCACUCCCCGCCGGCAACGAGCUCCUGUACCGGAAAGCGUCCGUGCGGCUGCCGCUAUGAAGUACAAAUAUGUCUGGGUCUGGAAGGGUGCGAACUUGUGAUGCGCAUUUCUCAACACACACAAAUCUCUCAUGCAGAGGCAGCAAAAGAUGCCCACUUCCUGUCACCAAAAUCGGGGAUUUGUCAUGCGGAUUAGGCAAUACGGAAGCUUUUCGAAAUCUGUGAUGCUAGGGCUUUCAUGACGGACAUUCUGCGUCAUGCAAAAACAGCAUGACAAAAAACUGCAUUCUUCCAGACACAAACAUAUUUGCAAUUGAUAGCCGCUGCUCGAGACCCAAAUCGUCCGCAAGCCGCACGACAAAGUGCCCUGGCUGCACUGGGCGGGGUAUCCUGUGUAAAAACGUCCCCACCCCAGAGUUGUCAUGCAAAUCUGCAUGCUGAGAAUGUUUCUCAUGCGGAGCCCCAUGAGAAGCAUUUGCCAGCCGUGUUUUGGAAGUUGUCAUGCUCCAAUCAGCAUGAUACACGAGUUCUGUGAUGCUGCUGAGCUAGUCCAAACAGCACUCACUACAUUACGAGUCCAAAUGUGUCAUGCAAAACAGUCAAAACUUGUGGAUUUGUCUAGCCGAGUCCCCAUCUUGAAUAUGGGGUGGGGACGUUUUUACAUAGGACACGGGGGUCUGCUGCUUCGACGUUUGCAACUGCUACGGGCAGGUGAUCGCGGUGGUGAAGUUUAAGUUCCCCGAAAUCACGAACAGCAAGGAGGCGAUCAAGCUCCGCAAGGAAUUGCAGCACGACGACACCAGCUUAUAUGAGCAGAGCUGCUCGUACUUUUUUGACGAUAGAAACGGCAUGGACAAGCGGCAAACGCCCUGCUUCAUAAUCCCAAAAUCCAUCUGGACGCAGUCCCUGCUCCGGAUCUACAACCUGCCGAUGGAAAGCUGGAAGCGGGCGGCGCAGUUUUCGGGAAGUUUGCGCAUGGAGCACCUGUGCGUGCAGCAGUUCCAGAUCUUGAAAGCCA